AUGCCAUUUGUAAAAGGUUUUGAGCCGAUCUCCCUAAGAGACACAAACCUUUUUGAACCAAUUAAGAUUGGUAACACUCAGCUUGCACAUCGUGCGGUUAUGCCCCCAUUGACCAGAAUGAGGGCCACUCACCCCGGAAAUAUUCCAAAUAAGGAGUGGGCUGCUGUGUAUUAUGGUCAGCGUGCUCAAAGACCUGGUACCAUGAUCAUCACGGAAGGUACGUUUAUUUCCCCUCAAGCCGGCGGCUAUGACAACGCCCCUGGGAUUUGGUCUGAUGAGCAGGUCGCUGAGUGGAAGAAUAUCUUUUUAGCCAUCCAUGAUUGUCAGUCGUUCGCGUGGGUACAACUUUGGUCUUUAGGCUGGGCAUCCUUCCCAGACGUAUUGGCAAGAGACGGGUUACGCUAUGACUGUGCAUCUGACAGAGUGUAUAUGAAUGCUACGUUACAAGAAAAGGCCAAAGAUGCGAAUAAUCUCGAACAUAGUUUGACUAAAGACGACAUUAAACAGUAUAUCAAGGAUUACAUCCAUGCGGCUAAGAAUUCUAUCGCGGCUGGCGCCGAUGGUGUAGAAAUUCAUAGCGCCAAUGGGUACUUGUUGAAUCAGUUCUUGGAUCCACAUUCUAAUAAGAGGACCGACGAAUACGGCGGAACGAUCGAAAACAGGGCCCGCUUUACACUGGAGGUUGUCGAUGCUCUUAUCGAAACUAUCGGUCCUGAACGGGUGGGUUUGAGGUUGUCGCCGUACGGCACUUUUAACAGUAUGUCUGGGGGUGCUGAACCAGGUAUUAUCGCUCAAUAUUCGUAUGUUUUGGGUGAAUUAGAGAAGAGGGCAAAGGCUGGUAAGCGUUUGGCCUUUGUGCACCUCGUUGAACCACGUGUCACGGACCCAUCGUUGGUGGAGGGCGAAGGAGAAUAUUCCGAGGGUACUAACGAUUUUGCCUACUCUAUAUGGAAGGGUCCAAUCAUCAGAGCUGGUAAUUACGCUCUUCAUCCAGAAGUGGUUAGAGAACAAGUAAAGGAUCCCAGAACCUUGAUAGGCUAUGGUAGAUUCUUCAUCUCUAACCCAGAUUUAGUCUACCGUUUAGAAGAGGGCCUGCCAUUGAACAAGUAUGACAGAAGUACCUUCUACACCAUGUCCGCGGAAGGUUAUACCGACUACCCAACAUAUGAAGAGGCAGUAGAUUUAGGUUGGAACAAGAACUGA
Saccharomyces cerevisiae S288C is the source of this 1203-nucleotide messenger RNA. RefSeq names its product NADPH dehydrogenase (gene OYE3). Lineage: Eukaryota; Fungi; Ascomycota; Saccharomycetes; Saccharomycetales; Saccharomycetaceae. The record is from RefSeq and is marked reviewed. The coding region runs from base 1 to 1203 and encodes 400 amino acids. Gene Ontology annotation, molecular function: FMN binding; oxidoreductase activity; NADPH dehydrogenase activity. The transcript has a single exon.